UCAUGUAAUUUCCAGAUUGCGAUCGUCGACAAGAUGAAAUAACCAUCUAUACUCAGGUUCGACAUAAGGCGAGACGGAUUUGUUUUCAAACUACGUUUGCGCAGACCAAGAGAGUCCCACACAAUAUGACUUCUUGGUUCCAAAUCUUUGCCGUCCUUUUGGGGAUAGUUUCUCAGACCAAUGGAUACAACAGCGAAGACAAACUCAGGCACGACUUAUUCGCGACGUAUGACAAAUUCUCGCGCCCUUCUCAAACCACAGCCGUCAACAUUAGGAUUUCGAUCAAGCAUUUUGAAAUGGACGAAAGGAGUCACUCGUUGAUGGUCGAUGCGUGGAUGUCAAAUGAAUGGCGGGACCCUAGACUCAGUUGGAAUCCUAAUGGUUACGAAGCCAUCCCCAGCAUCACGGUGCCCCACGACAUGCUGUGGAAACCGGAUAUUGCUGUAUAUAACAGCGCCGACGUCGGGGGGAACUUAGCCUACGGCAACGUGCUCGCACUCCUCAACUCCCGCGGGAUGAUCGUGUUCGUGGCCCCUGCGAAGCUGCACUUCACGUGCGUGAUGGACCUCACCGGUUGGCCGCACGACACCCACAAUUGCACGUGCGUCAUCGGCUCCUGGAUGCACGACGGGCACGCCAUUAAUCUGAGGUUACCGGAUGACAAGCCCGAGCUCAGUCUACCAGCGCGCUUCACCGAAGACGGCCGGAACAUUUCCAGAGGCUCCUGGAAACUCGUCGAUUCUAGCAUCGUCCGAAAAGUCAAGAAUUACACGUGCUGCAAGGAACCUUACAUCACAAUUCACAUGUCGAUGCUGGUUACGCGGAAUGCUCCGGCUUACGAGUGGACUGUGAAGGGGCCUGCUAUAGGACUAAGCAUCCUGACGCUGGUGGUCUUCCUGCUGCCUCCUGCCGCAGGAGAAAAGGUGAUAUUCGGGAUCCUGUGCCUCCUCCUAGAUAUGGUGUACAUAGCGUUCGCCUCCAGUACUAUAGUGUUGUCGCCGUCGCACCUCCCUCUCAUAGUGGAAAUGAUCUGCAAGCAAGCAACGCUGGUCAUUGCAAGCAUCGUGAUCAGUGCCUUGUCACUGAGGGUGGCUAGGGACCCCCACACCUCUGGUCUGCCCUCCUUCAUCAAGACGCCCUUGCUGGCUCUGUCCCCCUGCUUCUGUCUGGAGAGCUACAAGAACCUCGCAUCGAGGGUCCACCACCACCCGUAUUAUCCCCACCCCUUGAAAACGGACGAAUACGACUUGAAGGAGAACGGAAACGGGCACGUUUAUGCCCCAGAGGUCAGCACGUGCCCGGGCUUCGAUUGGCUUCUGCUCUCGGCCUUCCUGGAUCGACUUUGCCUCGUCAUCUACGUCGUCAUCUUCAUCGUUAACAUAUGCAAAUUCAGCGCCAUUCUUUGAAGAAGAAGAAUGGGAAGACUUCGUUUUGGGAGCUGCUCUUGGCUGCGCGCGCAUCUCUUCAGGUUGGAGUUGGGGGGCGGGGCUUCCGGGUUCAAAUCGGUAGAUUUGAGGUGACCUGAGGAGCUAUAAAUGAAGAAAAUAGGACGUAAAUUGAGAAAGAUACAUUGCGAAAUAGAAGAAAAUAGACUGCCAAAUAUUUAAGAUUAAAUAGUGAAGGUUAGACUGGAAAAUAGACAAAAAUAGACGUGUAAACAAAGAAAAUUAGACUAAAAAAUAGAGGAAAUUAGACCUACGUAGACAUUAAGGAAAAGUCUGGGAAAGUGAGCAAAUGUCUUAGAAAAUAAUGAACAAUUACUUGGAAACAGAAAAAAACAGACCCACUAAAAAUUUUACAUGAGCUGGAAAAUUAUGGAAAACAGUCUGUAAAAUAAGACUGGAAGGCAGACAAAACUAGACUGAAAAUGGUGAAAAAGACUAAAAAAGACUAAAAAAAUAAAUAACGGUGAAAAAUAAGCAGAAAAUACUGACCAGUACUGAAAGUAGUGAAAACUAGACAAGAUAUUGAAGAAUAGACUUCAAAACAAUUGAAAAUAAACUUCAAAAUAGUGGAAAGUAGACUGAAAAAUAGUGAAAACUCUAUACACGAUUGUUUGUAUACAUAUUCAGUAUUAUAAUGGGUAAACAGCAGAACCUUUACAGUGCAAGAAAUACUCAACCACAAAUUGUAAAUAGUAAAAGUAUAAAUAAAAAAAUACGUAAAACGGAAAUCAAUGGCAAAAAUAUUCGUAGAAACAAGGCGUUUAACAUUGAACUACUCAGAGAUCUAUCUGUAGGUUACAGAGAUCGAUCCUGUAAUAUUUGUAUGGUCGCUUUCUUCUGUAAUCUUGCUGUAAUGCUGUAUAUUAUACAGUAUGAUCUAAAUGAGUAUUUAAUCUCCUAGAUCAUACCGGUAACGUAAAGUUGUCAUUUGGGCAUGAGAGUCCAAAACUGACGAAUUACACUGUUACGGGGUCACCUUGCAAAUAUCAAAUUUUGCACUUCAGAAAAGUUCGCGUCAAGGAGUUAUUUUGUUUAUCCAUUGUAAAGUUAUUAAUAUUGAAAUGCUUUAAAUAUUAUAUACUGUAGAUUUCAAGUAAGUCAAGUUAGUGAAAGAGAUAAUUAGACAGAUGGCAAAGCUAAGUGUCAUUUAGCCCAGUUCAUUUACGCCCUUGAAUACUGUGACAGUCAAUUGGUUCUCUGUCUCAACUCUCAAGAACAGUCAGUUCUUGUCUUUACUGGAUCUGUGGCAACAGGUUUAUAGUGACUGGUUCUGAGUAAUUACAUUAUACCUUUGGAGAGACAGAGAUUCCUUGUAACAUUUGUAACGUGUAAAGGCCAGUUGAAAUAGUAUUUUUAGAAGUAUUUAUAUGUGUACCCAGCUGGCGUUGCUCAAAAGUCGUGACCUGUUUCAUUUUUUAUGUUUAUUAGUUGAGAAUCACUGCAUUUUUACACUUAUUAUAGGUAUAUCUAAUUGGCGUUGCCCCGAAGUCAUAGACUCCCUUCUUUGCAUUGACAUUAGCAGGAUUUAAUGUUUAUUUGAAUACAGGAAUUAAUGUUUAUUUGAAUAUGUGUUGCAUACAGCUUUCAACUAAUGUAUAUUUGCAUGUGUGUAUCUACCUGUUUAUGUACCGUAUUUUACCGAAACCAGAUAUGUUUUAUGUUUUGAAAAUAAACCGUUUAGGUUUAUUCCCAGAUUUAUUGUGGUUGCAUGCAAAUUUUCGUAAAAGAUUUAUUUUAUAUUAUACGUAUAAAAUGGUUGUCCCAGAUGUGUGUGUGUGUUUUAUUUAAGGCUCAUCAUGGCGUAUAUGAUUCCAUACACAACUGUGAUAAGAUUAAAGAGACGAAGAAA
This is a messenger RNA of Macrobrachium nipponense, 3294 nucleotides long. Its product is annotated as neuronal acetylcholine receptor subunit alpha-6-like. Gene Ontology annotation, biological process: nervous system process; monoatomic ion transmembrane transport; chemical synaptic transmission. Gene Ontology annotation, molecular function: transmembrane signaling receptor activity; excitatory extracellular ligand-gated monoatomic ion channel activity; transmitter-gated monoatomic ion channel activity involved in regulation of postsynaptic membrane potential. Bases 126 to 1406 code for a protein of 426 amino acids. Lineage: Eukaryota; Metazoa; Arthropoda; Malacostraca; Decapoda; Palaemonidae. The record is from RefSeq and is a predicted model, not a curated record. Gene Ontology annotation, cellular component: plasma membrane; synapse; neuron projection. The transcript has 9 exons.